Messenger RNA from Hyaena hyaena (striped hyena), 3350 nucleotides. It is a transcript of the gene GOSR1, whose product is annotated as golgi SNAP receptor complex member 1. Gene Ontology annotation, biological process: endoplasmic reticulum to Golgi vesicle-mediated transport; vesicle fusion. The record is from RefSeq and is a predicted model, not a curated record. Gene Ontology annotation, cellular component: Golgi membrane; Golgi medial cisterna; SNARE complex. Lineage: Eukaryota; Metazoa; Chordata; Mammalia; Carnivora; Hyaenidae. The transcript has 9 exons. Gene Ontology annotation, molecular function: SNAP receptor activity. The coding region runs from base 54 to 806 and encodes 250 amino acids.
UCUGGUUCGCAUCGCCUCUACUCUCCUAUCCCGACUGACGUUGGACAACAAAGAUGGCCGCAGGAACAAGCAAUUAUUGGGAAGAUCUCAGGAAACAGGCUCGACAGCUGGAAAAUGAACUUGACCUGAAACUAGUUUCCUUCAGUAAACUGUGUACAAGUUACAGUCACAGCAGUGCCCGAGAUGGAAGACGCGACAGGUAUAGCUCUGACACAACACCCCUUUUAAAUGGGUCAAGCCAAGACAGAAUGUUUGAAACAAUGGCAAUUGAGAUUGAACAGCUUUUGGCAAGGCUUACAGGAGUAAAUGAUAAAAUGGCAGAAUAUACCAACAGUGCAGGUGUCCCGUCUUUGAAUGCAGCACUGAUGCAUACGUUACAACGACAUAGAGAUAUAUUGCAGGAUUAUACACAUGAAUUCCAUAAAACCAAAGCAAACUUCGUGGCAAUACGGGAAAGGGAGAAUCUCAUGGGAUCAGUACGAAAGGAUAUUGAGUCAUAUAAAAGUGGAUCUGGGGUAAACAACAGAAGAACUGAACUGUUUUUGAAAGAACAUGACCACCUUCGAAACUCAGAUCGUCUAAUAGAAGAGACAAUAAGCAUUGCUAUGGCAACAAAAGAAAAUAUGACUUCACAGAGAGGAAUGUUGAAGUCCAUUCAGAGCAAAAUGAAUACUUUGGCCAAUCGUUUUCCUGCUGUGAACAGCCUGAUCCAGCGAAUCAAUCUGAGGAAACGCCGAGACUCCCUCAUCCUGGGCGGUGUAAUUGGUGUCUGUACCAUCCUCCUGCUGCUGUAUGCUUUCCACUGAUGGGACAUCUCCAGGGACUCAUGACAGCCACCACUUUCACACCCCGAUCCGAUCCGGAACAAGGAAAAGUAGGAAGGAGAAGUUGAUUGUCCUGGUGAUUAGCCUGGCCAACAGGAUUAAUUCAAGACUGAUGGUGAUGGACUCUGUGACACAGUCAGGUUGAGCUGAAGCCACAGAACUUCUGUGCUAUCUUUUCUAACACACAUUUCCUUCUGAUUUUAGUUUUAAAAAAAAGUUUUCAGUUGCUUUUGUCUUCCCAGGAGGUAAGUAAACCAAUCAGAAACAGAGUCUCUGUGCUUCGGUAAUAGUGUCGGAGGCUGAUAACAAGCCACCCGUAGCUGGACUCCGGAAAACCAGGUUUCUCUGUAUCCAAAGACUGCUUUUCCUUCCGCCACCAGAUUGGAUUGUGAAUACAAAUAGUUCUUGUCCUUUUAUUUUACACUCAUGAUGAGAAAUCACAAGUCAUUUCUUGAUAAGCUGUGCUAUAAAUUUCUACUCUGUGUCCCUGUUUUGGUAUUCAAGAAAAAUUACAUUUUUCACAUUUUCUUUGAGAUGCUAACAGGUCAACUUCAACACAGUUGAGGUUGUCCGAAACAGAAGACAAACACUGCAGAAAAGCUUUUUUCUUCCUCUUUUUUUAAAUUGUAUGCACACUGGGAUUAACUGUAUUGCUGGAAAAGCAUCAAGAAUAACAGGCUUUCUUGUCCAUCAUUGUUUGGUAUUUUGUUUAUUUCUUCCAUUGGAUUAAUAUUUGCUACUACAAGAAAAUGAAAUCUCAGUUCUACCAUGGUAAAAGGAACGAAGAGCCAAUGUCUGUCAGUGCCCCCAAUUAUUCUUCAUUAUUCAAUUAUUCAAUUAUUCUUCAGGAUUAGCCCUGAGUGAGGGGACUGCUCAAUUUCAGUGAGAUCUGUUCAACAAGCCACAUGUAAAAAGACAUUGAUUGAGGGGUCAUCAGCCAGAUAAUUCCAUUUGUAAAUGCCCCAUGAUUUAUGAGCAGAAGUUCAAGAACUCCUGCCUGAUGUACCAGGAAUUCUGUGUUUUAUGAAAACCUAUUCAUUCCAAAUCUGUUAAGCCUUUCCAAACAUCCAGAGAAUGGUUUUACUGUUGAAGGUGCGUGUGGCAGAAUCCAUCUGUAUCUGCACCUGUCUUCUCUACUGCCAUCCCUGGACAGUGACAGAAUUUAAACCACCCACCAGAAUUCUUUUCAGGUUUAAUCAUUUUCUGUUUCUAUAAACUUACGACUUACCCACCUGAACUACUACAGGUAGUUUGAAGACGUCAGCGUCUACACUCCUCACCAAGAAAGAAGUUUGCUCUUCACCAUUGGAAUGGACUCUGGUAUUUAUAGUAUUAGCUUCAGACUGUGCCACAGGGAAUAAAAGGAUGUGAGCUGGAGUUCUUAACUGCAUCACGGUGGGUGAUGGCAUUCCGGUGAACUUGGCACACAGGGUGAUGGCUAUCCUAACCCCUGAUCUGGUACAGAAACUGAGAGCUUUUUCAUUCUGUUGGCAAAGUUUUAUUAUGUUCUGGAUAUGAAAGGUAUUGGAUACAUUUUUUUAAACUAUGAGGUUUAUUUUUCUAAAUAUGGGUUGAUUGAUCAGAUGACUUGAUUGGGGGUGCCCUUAAAACAAAGUCUAAGUUUUCCCAAUGUGAAUCUUAAAGGAUCGGAGAAGUUCAUUUAUUAAAUUCUCUGUUGGGAGAACAAGAAUGGUCUCCCCUGACACUUUAUUAUCUUUGAUUUUUCAAAGGGCCUUGAUUGGUGGUUGUGCCUCAGCUAGAAUUUAUGGGACUUUCAUUGCUAUGUGGUUGGCAUUUAUAAAAUCUGAAGUAUCAUAAAUAAAGUUAUUUAUUUAAUUUUACUACCAGCCUUUUUUACUGGUCUGAUUAUUUGGUAUAUUUGUUAAAGCUGAUUGUGUGAAAGUAAAACUAGGAGCUGAGCUGCUUACUGCACUGAGCAAACAAAUACUUUUGAUGGCUGAUGAGCCUUUCCUUUAGGGUUAUGCUUAAAUGAAGUAAUAGAAUUAUGUUGGUUAUUUUCUUUAUGAAAAUAAACUAGUUCUUCCAAGGAAGUUGAAAAAGUUUGGUGUAGAUGUUGGUGUCCAGUAGGUCCGACUAACCUCCCAGUGCUGUAGCCCAUAGUGAGGUGGCCCAGGGCCGAAUGUAGAGAGCCAGGACAGGGCUUGUUCUUUUCUCUUGGGGUUCCCCCAUUUGCAGAAGGAAGCCCUGGAGUAAGGAAAUACGAAUGUGUCAUUUACAAGAAGAGGAUUUGGAUUCCCUGGUAGCUGACUUGAACUCUUUCGGUUUGGUGCCAUUUAACUUUUUUUUUAAACCACCUUUUCUUCUGUCCUUACAGCCCUGUUGCCAGGCUCAGGGGCCAACAGGAAGUCGCUUGUCAGAGCUGGGAGGUCAGGAAGGAAGGAAGUUUCAUUUUAAGGGAAGUUAUUCUCUCUUGGCCAUUGUCAUAUAAUGGACCUUUCAUUUGGAAUGAUUUUAGUAAUAAUUCAAAACUUUCCAUUUCACCAAGAAGUGUGAAAAACCGCACCA